This is a messenger RNA of Gregarina niphandrodes, 1716 nucleotides long. RefSeq names its product putative chitinase/lysozyme protein. The transcript has a single exon. The record is from RefSeq and is a predicted model, not a curated record. The coding region runs from base 1 to 1716 and encodes 571 amino acids. NCBI's taxonomy places the organism in Eukaryota, Apicomplexa, Conoidasida, Eugregarinorida, Gregarinidae. Gene Ontology annotation, molecular function: hydrolase activity, hydrolyzing O-glycosyl compounds; carbohydrate binding. Gene Ontology annotation, biological process: carbohydrate metabolic process. Gene Ontology annotation, cellular component: extracellular region.
AUGCGAGCCGUGAGUCUGUCGACGAUUGCUUUUGUGUGCGCUUGGGCGGAUGUGGAUUGUUCGGCGUACGUACCGUGGACGCCUUCGACGUCUGGGAACCCGCCGAUGGGCAACACGUGGAAGGUUUACUACGACGGCUUUGCGUAUGAGUCAACGACAUGGGUUGACGUGAGCAACAUACCGGGUGAUGAUUCGUUGGGUUGGAGUCCGUGGACUAAGAUUGGUCAGUGCGAGGCUGGCACAAUGGGCGAUGGUAUGUCGAAUGCUCCGGGAACGGAGGACUGUUCGGAGAUAUAUGCAUGGGAUCCACGUGCGAUAUAUGCCCAGGAGGGUCAGCAGGUUCACAGCGAGGGCGGGUUGUACAAGUCCAAGUAUUGGAAUGAGGGCGAGAAGCCUUCCUUAACUUCGGAGCCAUGGGCCUAUGUAGGCAAGUGUCUAACAGGUACGGACACCAAGGGACCUGAGAAUCCUACUCCAUUGCCGCCCCAAUGGAUGCUGGAUCUGACCUGUUCCUGCUGCGAUAAUUGUGGUACUAUAGUGAACGGCCAGGUGUAUUGUAAGGACGUUGCUGAAGAGAAGUGUUACUAUAAAUGGUGUGGAAAUGCACAUCAAAAGGAUGACGCUGCCUGUACUGACGCUAAGAACCAUCAAAAGUUCGCUUGGUGGAAUGGCGAGAUGCCUGCGUCCAAGCCGUCGUGGCCCAAGCAGGUAUACGCACCUUACUUUGACUCUGGACUUUACGGAUGGCCACCCCUCACUGAACUCGCUCAGAACUAUGGUGUCGACCAUUAUGUUGUGGCCUUUGUUGUUUCAACCAGUGAGCCAUCGCUUAAAACUGGUGGCUGUAAUGGCGCCUUUGCAGGUGCCAUUUCUAUCGAGGCGGGACCGACUUAUGAGAAGGAUGGCAAGUUCUCGUACCUGUAUGAUGAGUUGAAGAAGCUGCGUGAAAUGGGUGGUGAUUUUGUCAUUUCCUUCGGCGGUGCCAACGGGACUGAGUUAGCAGAUUCAGCAGAGUGCCAGACGGGCGAUGCUGUGGCUAAUCUGGUUGCGGAAUACGGGCGUAUUCUGGACUAUACCAACUCGACGCGUAUCGACUUCGAUAUCGAGGGACUGGCAUACUCUGGGGUCCAGGCCAACACCGGGUGGAAAUACCGAUUCGAAGCCGUCAAACAGUUGAAGCAGGCGCGGCCCAACUUGCACGUCACAUGGACGCUACCUAUCCUGCCCACCGGUCUAACGCUAGACGGUGUAAACUUCUUCGGACAAAUGAUGGAUCAGGACGCACCUUUCGACAUCAUCAACGUCAUGAACAUGGACUACGGCGAGUGUCCCACUAUUUGUGACAACGCGCGCAUUGACCAGUGCGAACGUGACGCCAUCGACAACCUCGUCGAACAACUAUUCGAUCUCGCUAGCACCAGAAAUAAAGCAAGCCAAUAUCUCUGGCACUCUAAAGAGGACGUCUAUGCAUUCGUUGGUAGUACUCCCAUGCUCGGCAAGAACGAUGUUACCUGUCUCACUUACACUCUGGAAGCAGCUAAAACCAAUCUCGCCCACUGGCAAGAAAAGAAGAUCGGCAUGCUCUCCAACUGGUCCGUGGCUCGCGACCAUCCCUGCCCUAGCAGCCAAAGUGUCAGCGUCGAUUGCUCUAGCUAUGAUGGCCAAACCAAGGACUACGAAUUCCUACAAGCGUUUGCAGCUUACACCAAGGCCUGA